AGGAACUGUGCCACCAUGCACAGAAUGCUAAGGAGGCAGGCAGGAUGGAAGGGAGCAUUUAUUAAGCACCUACCAUGUGCCAGGUACUUUACAAACAGAUCCUUUUUUAUUUUAACACUUAUAUGGAGCGAACAGUGGCCUGUGUACUGGUUUGUGCUUACCUCCCUUGAUCCUCACAACAUACUCCUCAGGAUAGGUGCUCUGUUAGCCCCAUUUUGCAGAUGAGCAAACUGAGGCAUGACAGCAAGCAACUUGCCCAGGGUCACACUAGAGAAUGUGAAGUGGAAUCUGAACUGGAGUAUCUGGACCAGCCCUAUCUUCUACUGUUAUAGAAUUUAAUUAGAUUUUGCCAACAAUUCAAGCAUCCCAGAGUUUUAAUUAACAAUGAAUCAGGAAGCCUUAAACGCCACCUCUCCCUCUGGGUCAGUUUGCUCUUCUGUGAAAUGGGAUCAAUUCCAGCUCCUGCCUCCCAGGGCUCCGUAGGGCAGCGCUACAGAGGCCAACGAACGAAAGGGCUGGAGGAUGGGCGGGCGUGAGAAGAACCUGGCAGCCAACGGGCGGCGGCGCCUUUGUCCAAAGCCCUGAUGUCAUCGCUUAAGACUCACUCCCCAUCCCACCCCCGUUCCCUAGUUACCACGCUAUCGCGUUACUUGGGGCGGGAUCCUGCCUCAUGGCGCCCUGACUUCCGGUGCGGUGGCCGCCAUCUUGAUAAAAGCCCUCGCUCCCGGGCCGGGGCCUCCGCCAAUUCGGAACCCUUCACAGCAAAUACCGCACCCCGCCGGAAGCGGACGUCGACGGACCCGAAGACGUGCGCACGUACGGCCAACAUGGAGGCAUCCUUGCGCAUUAUGGCUGGGGUUCGCCGGCUGCUGAGGCGGUCCGGACCUGGACUAGUUCUACGGAGGCUACGGCAUAAGAAAAAAUGGGCCUCCACAGAGCCAAAGUUCUCCUCCAUCCGACUGGCCCUACAGAAUUUUGACAUGAACUACAAGGUACAAUUUGGAGACUUGUGGCCUUCCAUCCGGGUCAGCCUCCUCUCAGAGCAGAAGUAUGGAGCCCUCAUCAAUAAUUUCUCCACUUGGGACAAAACCACCUAUGAGUUAGAGCAGCUCAAGGCCAAAGAUUUUGUUUUGGAGGCACAGAGAAGAAUGUGGGAGAAGGCCUUUCCUGAAGAGCCCAGUACUCCAGCCCUUCCUCCAGAGCUUGAGACACCCCCCUCCCCAGGAGCCCCCUGGCCCUACAGCCCUAACCUGCGCUGCUACACAUUUACCAAAGGGGAUAUCAGCCGCUUCUAUCCAGCCAGGGUAAGCAGCCUGGGCGUCCUCGACUACUACCUCAUGGAUGCUUCCUCUUUGCUGCCUGUCUUGGCUCUGGGGGUGCAGCCUGGUGACACUGUCCUUGACCUGUGUGCUGGGCCUGGUGGGAAAACUCUGGCAUUGCUCCUGACUGGCUGCUGCCGCCACCUGGCAGCUAAUGACAUCUCUGGCUCUCGAACCAGGAGGCUGAAGCAGGUUCUUCACAGUUAUGUACCCCAGGAUGGGAGCCAGGUGCGGGUCACGUCCCAGGAUGGCAGGAAGUGGGGAGACCUGGAGAGGAGCACUUAUGACCGGGUACUGGUGGAUGUGCCUUGCACUGCCGACCGGCACUCUGUCCUGGAGGAAGACAACAACAUCUUCAAGCGCUCACGGAAGGUGGAACGCCAGAUGAUGCCCAUGCUGCAGGUGCAGCUCCUGGUGGCUGGCCUCCUGGCUACCAAGCCCGGAGGGGUGGCCGUCUAUUCCACCUGCACCCUCUCCCACCUGCAGAACGAGUAUGUGGUCGGCGGGGCCAUCGACAUUCUGGCCAAUCAGUACCAGGUCGACGUCCAGGUGGAAGAGCUGAGCUACUUCAGGCAUCUCUUCCAGGACACCUUCUCCUUCUUCCCGUCCUGCCGCAUCGGGGAGCUGGUUCUCCCUGUCUUGUGGGCCAACUUCGGACCCAUGUACUUCUGCAGGCUGCGUCGGCUCACUUAGCAGCUCACCCAAGCCCCUUCUCCUGCAGGAUGUCCUGUGGGUGGACCUGGGAGAGAUGGAUGUGUCUUGUCCAAGGGGGUGACUGGUGAGAGGAAAUGGAAGAACUCAUCCCCCUCAUCCCCCCACCCAGGCCCUACUGAAGAUGUGGCAGCAGAGGAAGGGCAAGGCCUCCUUGUCCUGGCAUAGGGACCGAACCACAGCGGUUUCUGGCCGUGGGCUCCACUUCUCCAGAUGAGAAGCUUUUCUUACUGUUUGGGGGGGACGUGGCAUGUGGGUUCAAUCACCCCAUCCUGAAUGGAGAAUGAAGCAGAAGGGAGGCCCCUUCAGGGCAAGGACUCUGGCUUUAAUCCUGGUUUCCCUAAAGCCUGGGGGCUUAAUAAAUACAUACUUAUAUAUGUAUUUAUAUAUGG
This is a messenger RNA of Gracilinanus agilis (Agile Gracile Mouse Opossum), 2422 nucleotides long. RefSeq names its product NOP2/Sun RNA methyltransferase 4 (gene NSUN4). Gene Ontology annotation, cellular component: mitochondrial large ribosomal subunit. Gene Ontology annotation, biological process: rRNA methylation. Bases 585 to 2012 code for a protein of 475 amino acids. The transcript is spliced from 6 exons. The record is from RefSeq and is a predicted model, not a curated record. Gene Ontology annotation, molecular function: methyltransferase activity. NCBI's taxonomy places the organism in Eukaryota, Metazoa, Chordata, Mammalia, Didelphimorphia, Didelphidae.